Anopheles nili is the source of this 1083-nucleotide messenger RNA. It is a transcript of the gene RfC38, whose product is annotated as replication factor C subunit 3. Gene Ontology annotation, biological process: DNA repair; DNA-templated DNA replication. Gene Ontology annotation, molecular function: DNA binding; DNA clamp loader activity. Bases 1 to 1083 code for a protein of 360 amino acids. The transcript has 2 exons. Gene Ontology annotation, cellular component: DNA replication factor C complex; nucleus. The record is from RefSeq and is a predicted model, not a curated record. NCBI's taxonomy places the organism in Eukaryota, Metazoa, Arthropoda, Insecta, Diptera, Culicidae.
AUGGCGCUCUGGGUUGAUCGCUACCGACCGCGUGAACUAGCCAAGUUGGAUUAUCACAAAACCCAAGCAUCUCAGUUAAUAAACUUAUGCUCCCAGGGGGAUUUUCCGCAUCUGAUGUUCUACGGUCCAUCUGGAGCCGGUAAGAAAACACGCAUCAUCUGCCUGUUGCGUGAGCUGUAUGGGCCCGGUGUCGAGCGUCUACGCAACGAGACGAUGAAUUUCACCACGCCAUCGAACAAGAAGAUCGAAAUUAUGACCGUUAGCAGCAACUACCACAUCGAGGUGAACCCGUCCGACGUCGGCAUUUACGAUCGGGUCGUUAUAACCGACAUGAUCAAGCAGAUUGCCCAAACACAGCAGAUCGAUCCGUCCGGGCAACGCGAGUUCAAAACGAUCGUGUUGUCAGAGGUGGACGAGCUGACAAAGGACGCUCAGCACGCGUUGCGCCGUACGAUGGAAAAGUACGUGGCGACAUGCCGGCUGAUCCUGUGCGUUAACUCUACCUCACGCAUCAUUCCCGCUGUUAAAAGCCGUUGCCUUGGAAUACGCGUAUCGGCUCCGAGCGAGGAGGAAAUUGUAACCAUCUUGAACUCUAUCUGCAAAAAGGAGAGCCUUCACAUUCCGCCAGAGCUAGCGACACGGAUAGCGCAGAAGUCGGAUCGUAAUCUGCGGCGGGCCAUACUCACACUCGAAGCCUGCAAAGUGAUGCAGUAUCCUUUCACGACGAACCAGGACAUCCCCGACAUGGACUGGCAGUCUUAUUUGAAGGAAACGGCGGAUAUGAUCAUGCAGGAGCAAACACCACAGCGGUUGGAGAAUGUACGCGAGCGGCUGUACGAGCUGCUAUCCCAAGGUAUCCCGCCCGAUGUCAUUUUCAAGGGUUUGGUGCAGGUUCUCGUCAAAAAUUGCGACAUGACCUUGAAGGCGCAAACGAUCAGUUACGCCGGAUUGUACGAUCAUCGGAUGCAGCGUGGUAGCAAACACAUAUUCCACCUGGAGGCGUUCGUUGCUCAGUUUAUGGCACUGUACAAACCCUUCAUCCAAAGUUUAUCUUCGACAAUCAACAUGGAUGAUGCAUUUUAA